AUGAUAAGGACGUUUCCAUACCACCCGGCCAACAGCGCGUGGCGUCAGCGAAGUAUUACACAAGGUAGCCGUAAAACGAAACCGAACAUCGAGUCUGCGGACGACGCGCCCAUAUGGAGCAUCGUGAACUCAUCUUCGGUCUGUGAAGCACCAGCUGCUUCGGGUGCACCAUCAACGCCUGUCUCGACGACGUCAUCCGGUUUUGCGGAGAGUAUGAACUUUCUCGGCGGUCAAAUAAUGGAUCCGUUGGCCCAGCAACAACAACUGCUUCACUUCAUCAUGCAACAAUCAUUAGGUGCAGCUCACACAGCAGCAGUGCAAACGUCAACUCCUCAACAACAGCAACAGCAACAACCCCCUCCACAACCGACGUCGAUCACAUCGAUGAGCACCACAUCGGGUAGUGGUGGUGCCCAAGUGAAAUCUGAGCCACCCGAUCACUUCAAUCCCCUCAUGGAGCACUUACAGCAUCAGUUCAAGGAGGUGAGAGCCAUUUGGUUUCCCACGAUUACGCUGUGCACCUGGUUGCGAUAG
Messenger RNA from Cooperia oncophora, 534 nucleotides. NCBI's taxonomy places the organism in Eukaryota, Metazoa, Nematoda, Chromadorea, Rhabditida, Trichostrongylidae. The record is from the annotation of a GenBank genome assembly.